UGUCCAUUUUUUUUCCUUGUCGUAGGAGUAAAUCUAUAUAUUUCUAAUAUAAUUUAUAUUUUCUUUAAAAAACUGUAAAUUAAAAUUAUAUGAAUUUUCAUUCGAAGUUGUUGUAAACAUAUGCUCACAUUUAACUCAGUUCAGACAAUAACAAGUGACGUAAUUUUACUUUUCAAAAAUAAAUUGCAAGGUACCUCUUUAUAUUUGCAUCUCGGUUGGUACGGAAAUGUAAACAAAUGGAUUCUUCAUCAAAUGCACCUAGAAAACGAAAAACUCCUCCGUUUUUCAACCUCCUGAAAGUUUUGAGGCGAAAAUAUCCCAACUUGUCAUGUACAGAGGUAGCCAAACUGGGAGGAAACAUUUGGAGAAAAAUGUCGUCUGAAGAGAAGCUGAAGUAUGAAAAGAAAGCAAGGCGGGGAACGAAUCGAAGAUGCAGGAACAGAUAAAGAGUUGCACACCACAAAGCAUCGUUAAUGUCCCCAACAGUCAAUAAAUUUAUGUGAAUUUUAAGUCUUGU
Molecule: messenger RNA, 517 nt
Organism: Nezara viridula (southern green stink bug)
Lineage: Eukaryota; Metazoa; Arthropoda; Insecta; Hemiptera; Pentatomidae
Source: the annotation of a GenBank genome assembly